This is a messenger RNA of Rubroshorea leprosula, 4743 nucleotides long. The record is from the annotation of a GenBank genome assembly. Lineage: Eukaryota; Viridiplantae; Streptophyta; Magnoliopsida; Malvales; Dipterocarpaceae.
AGAUAUAUACAUUUUCUUCCUUGUUAAAUUUUCUUGUUCCCUCUUCAAAAAAAAAAAAAAAAAAAAAAAAAAGGAAAAAAGAAAGAAAAAAGAAAGUACUCUUGUUCAAACGCAUCUCCACCCGCAUUCAGUUCUAAGUUAGCGUCCAGAAGUAAAGCUCAAGCUAAAAGCUAAGAUCAACUUACCUGUGCCACACAAUGGAACUCGGGUCUAUGGUUGUGCAACCUCUAUUAUCAGCUUCUUUUGAGUGGCUUCUCCAAAGGUGGAUAAUUUCACUUCCAGUAGAUCCCAUAGGUUACAAGAAGAGGUCCACAUGGAGCUCCAAAAAUGGAAGUCCUUUUUACCACAUAUUCAUGAUGUGCUCAGAGAUGCAGAGGAAAAGCAAAGGGCUGUCAAUUCCAUCAAGACAUGGCUUGAUGACCUCAAGGACCUAGCUUAUGAUAUGGAAGACAUUCUGGAGGAAUUCACAACUAAUGGCUUGAGGAGUAGCUUGAUUGCAGAACCUCAAUGUGCCAGCACUACCAGCAAAUGCAUCCCCGCGUGCUUCUCUUAUUUCAAAUAUACUGAUUCCAUGUUUGAUUCCAACACCAUUUCUAAGGUGAAGGCUAUUUCUAAUAGGUUGCUAAGCAUGAUAGAAAGAUCAAACACACUCGGCUUACUGAGUUUAACCAUGCAAGCUGGAGAAUGGCCAGAUAAAGUAGAUGUUGCGAGGGUGCCCACUAGUUCCCUACCCGAUUCUCAUGUUUAUGGACGAGAAACUGAUAAAGUAGCUAUUCUUCAAAAGUUACUAAAUAAUGAAAGCAGUUCCCAAGGAUAUUCUGUAAUUCCUAUUGUUGGGAUGGGAGGAAUAGGCAAGACCACUUUGGCUCAAAAUGUUUACAAUGAAGUGGGGCAGGGAAGCUUUGAGCUUAAGGCAUGGGUUUGUGUCUCUGACCGAUUUGAUGUGUUAAGCAUUACAAGAUCCAUUUUGGAGGCAGUAUCUAGACGCCAGCAUGAUUUGAGAGAUUGGAAUUUGCUUCAAGAAGAAUUGAAGAAAGAGUUAUCAAGCAAGAAGUUUCUACUUGUUUUAGAUGAUGUUUGGAAUGAGGGUUACAGACAAUGGGAUACCUUGCAAAAACCUUUCCAAUCAGGAUCAGCUGGAAGCAAAAUAGUAGUAACAACUCGUAGCAAGCGUGUUGCAGAAAUCAUGGGUGGGAAUGACAGGAUUCACUAUCUAAAAGAGUUAGACUAUAAACAAUGCUUGUCGAUUUUUGCUCAACAUGCACUAGGAGAAGAUAACUUUAAUGCACAUCCAUGCUUAAAAGAGGUUGGGGAAGAAAUUGUCAAGAGAUGUAAUGGAUCACCGUUGGUUGCAAAAGUCCUUGGGGGCCUCUUACGAGGUAAGCAUGGCUUUGAAGACUGGAAAUUCAUAUUAAAUAAGAUGUUGAAUUUGCAAGAGGUCAAAAGCGAGAUUCUGCCGUCCUUGAUGCUGAGCUACCAUCAUCUACCUUCUCAUUUGAAGCAAUGUUUUGCAUAUUGUGCUGUGUUUCCUAAGCACUACGAAUUUGACAAGGAGGAGUUAGUUUUGUUAUGGAUGGCAGAAGGGCUACUAAGAGAGGAAAAUCAGCUGGAAGAAAUUGGUCAAAGAUAUUUUCUUGAGUUACUUUCAAGAUCAUUUUUCCAACAGUCCACCAAGAAUAAAUUACGGUAUGUAAUGCAUGACCUCAUACAUGAUUUAGCUGAAUUUGUUGCUGGAAGAACUUGCUACAAUCUAGAUCUAGAGGAUAUGUCUGAGGUUAAUAAAAAAUUUGAAGUGAAUUUUGGAAAGGUCCGUUAUCUGUCAUUCUACCCCCGCUAUUGUGACAUCUCUAAGAGAUUUGAAGUUUUGAAUGAAAUGAAGAGUUUGCGGAUGUUCAUUCCAACUAAUUCUGGUUUUGGUGGGAGUCAUUUAGCAAAGACAGUGGUGCUUGAUUGGAUACCAAAAUUAAGAUGCUUAAGGGUAUUAUCUCUUGACGGUUAUAGAAUAGGAGAGCUACCGAAUUCAAUGGGAGAUUUAAAACACUUGAAGUACCUUAAUUUCUCAGGAACUGAGAUCAAAAGCUUGCCCGAAUCCAUAGGCUCCCUUCUCCAAUUGCAGACACUGUCCUUAUUCUCCUGCAGGAAAUUUUCAAAGUUUCCUGUGAAAAUUGGGAACUUAAUUAGCCUCCAUCAUCUGGAUAUUAGGGAAACAAAUUCCCUAAAAGAGAUGCCAUUUGGAUUAGCUAACCUCAAACAUCUUUUGACAUUGGGCAAAUUUAUUGUGGGGAAGGAAAAUGGAUCCCUGAAAUUAUCUAAUUUGGAGAACUUUUCUCAACUUAAAGGGGAACUAUCUAUUCUAGAUUUGCAUAACGUUUCAAAUGCUCAUGAUGCUAAGAAGGCCAGCCUGGACAAGAUUGAUGGUCUUGAUUGGUUGCUCUUACAAUGGACUUCUGAAUUUGGCAAUUCUAAGAAUGAAGACAAGGAAAUGGAGGUCCUUAGCUGGUUAAAACCACAUCUAAAAUUGAAAAGUCUCUCAAUUAUUUGCUAUGGUGGCAAGGAAUUCCCAUCCUGGAUUAGUUGUCCAUCAUUUUCUAAUUUAUCAUACUUGAAGCUGUGCCAAUGUAGAAGAAGCACUUCAUUACCAUCAUUAGGGCAAUUACCAACACUCAAAGAAUUGAUUGUGGAAGGCAUGGAUGCAAUAGAAACGGUGGAUUACAUGUUUUAUGGAGAUGGCACUUUUAAAUCUCUUGAGAAGUUGGAGUUUUGUGACAUGUUAGUGUGGAAGGAAUGGACUUCUACAACAGAAGGUGGAGUAGGAUUCCCAUGUCUUCGUGAGCUUGUGAUUGAAAAUUGUCCUAAGCUGAUGGGAGAAUUACCUAGCCACUUGUCUUGUCUUACAAAUCUUGUAAUCAGAGGAUGCCCAGAGUUAAGAUGCCCAUCAUCUAUGAGUCUUCAGUCACUACAAAAGCUGAAUAUUGAAGACUGCAAUGUGGCCUUUUUGAAUAGCAUGGCUGAUCUCAUCUCUCUUACUAGCUUGGAAAUUAAGAGAAUUUCAGGACUUGUUUGCUUGGCUAGGAGUUUUAUUGAGUCCUUGAUAGCAGUUGAGGAGGUGGAGAUUAAAGAAUGCCUCGAGCUUACUUGUUUAUGGGAGGAAGGUGCCGAGAUAGAAAACCUUGCUUGUCUUGAGAAAAUGAACAUUGAGAGCUGUCCUCUGCUUGUUUCAUUGACGGGGAAAGAACAUGGCCUUCUUCCUUUCAAUCUUAAACAUCUCAGACUUUCAAGUUGCAAGGCUUUAAAGUCAUUAACUGAUGCGAUGAUGAUGAAGGUAGAUGGAAGCAGUAGCAGCAACAACAUCUUGAGAGUUGAAUCAUUAAGCAUCUACAAUUGUGAUUCUCUCAAGUCUUUACCCACCACCACCAUGGUUAAACACUUGACAAUUAAUGGAUGUGUCUAUUUUGAGUCUUUACCAGCUGGAGUAUUAUUGCAAGAUGAUGGUGACAACAAUAGCAAUCUUGAAUCUCUGAGUAUAGAGGGACUCCCACUUCUAAAUUCUGUUGGGAGUGGUCAUCUGCCAGCUUCUCUCAAGGAAUUUACUGUUGAAGAUUGCAAGAGGUUGGAAUCAUUUUCAGAGAGGAUGCUGGAACAUUGUACGGGAAUUGAAUCCCUUCGAAUUUGGAAUUGUGAAGUAUUGAGAAGCUUAUCACUUGAUGGCCUCAGCAAUCUUCGUGAUUUGAACAUUAGAAGGUGUGCAGUUUUAGAAAUCUUCCCAAAAAUGGGCCUCUCCUUGCCCAAUCUUAGGUCUUUGACAAUUAGAGACUGUCCAGGGUUGGAGCGCAUUCCAGAUGGGGAUUUUCCCCCGAACUUAACAAAUCUUGAAUUAGACGGUGAGCAUCUGAAGCAGCCAGCAGUGAAACGGGGCCUCCGCAAUCUUACCUCUCUUCAAAACUUUGAAAUUUAUAACACGUGUCCUCCUCCGGAUAUUGUGCUUCCUUCUUCUUUAACAUAUCUACGGAUAGAAAAUGAAAAGAAUCUGAAAUCCAUACCCAGAGGGCUCCUCCAAAACCUCAACUCUCUUAAAUAUUUAUGGAUUUUGAGGUGCCCAAAGCUACAGUCCUUGCCGAGGAAAGGCCUGCCUCCGUCGCUUGGAUCUCUCUGGAUCUAUGAGUGUCCGCUUCUAAAACGACAACGCUUUGAGGAGAAAGGAGAAUAUUGGUCUCUCACCCAUACCAUCCCUCGCAUCGUAAUAGAUGGUGAUGAGGUAAAACCUAGACUCAAACUCACACUCUGACAUAGAGACAAACAAGGAUAGCCUCUUCUUCUUCUUCUUCUAAUUGUUGGAAGCUAACUUUUCUUACACAUAUUCAUCAGCUAUAACCACCAAAGCCAAUUGUUACCUGAGUGAAAUCUGGAAUGAAGCUACAGACUUAUUAUUAUUGAGUUUGAUCUUAAUUAGGUACCAUAUUACUGCCAGAACAGUACUUGGGAAACCCAUAUCUUUGGAGAUAGCUUCCUUGUAGAUACCUCCAUGAUUCUUGCAUCCGGACUCAGUUUGCAAAUUGUGUUUGCGGAACCAUCUUUACCAUUUGAUCUAGGGUGGGCAGCCUGCCAGAUAGGCCAGUAGACCGAGCUGUUGUUCUUUGGCAAUGUUUAAUUCUCAGUUAUUUCCAGUUAGCUUAAACAAUUGUAAGUGCAACUUUGCAAGAACACCAUUUUACUUAUGAAUGGUAUUAAAUUGUCUUCUAGUUC